Molecule: messenger RNA, 1104 nt
Organism: Penicillium diatomitis
Lineage: Eukaryota; Fungi; Ascomycota; Eurotiomycetes; Eurotiales; Aspergillaceae
Product: glycoside hydrolase family 16 protein
Exons: 4
Coding region: 1-1104 (367 amino acids)
Biological process (GO): glucan catabolic process
Molecular function (GO): hydrolase activity, hydrolyzing O-glycosyl compounds
Source: RefSeq, a predicted model, not a curated record
AUGCGUAGAAUUAACACCACCAUUCCGCUUUUAAGCUUGCUCGCCCGGAUCAGUCGCGCCGCAUAUACUCUGCACGAUGAUUACGAAACCACCGACGUAUUUUUCGACCGUUUCAACUUCUUUACAGACGUGGAUCCCACACACGGCUAUGUGAGCUACAUGAAUCGGUCGGCAGCCACGGUUCGCGGUCUCAUUGAGGCAAUGGGUAGUUCUGUAUACAUCGGCGUCGACGCAGAGCACCAGGCCUCUGGCUCCGGUCGGCAAAGUGUGCGGCUAACAAGUACCAGGUCCUACGGGCACGGCUUAUUCAUUCUUGAUCUGGCACACAUGCCGGCUAGCGUUUGCGGGACAUGGCCUGCCUUUUGGAUGCUUGGAGCAGAUUGGCCUAAUGACGGCGAAAUUGAUAUCAUCGAAGGCGUGAAUAGCCAGUCGGUCAAUCAAAUGACUCUUCACACGAAAGAUGGAUGCUCAAUUCAAAAUUCAGGCUUCACUGGCUCUCUCGAAUAUUCUAACUGCUACGUCGGGGCCCCGGGACAACCGCUUAACUCCGGUUGCGCUAUCCUGAGUGGUAGUCCCCAAUCCUAUGGCGACGGUUUCAACAAUGCUGGUGGCGGUAUAUAUGCUACAGAGUGGAAAUCCGCCGGAAUCAAGGUCUGGCAUUUUCCUCGCUAUGGCAUUCCAUGGAAUAUCAUCAUUGGUCAGCCAGAUCCGGCAACAUGGGGUACGCCUUCGGCUGCGUUUUCUGAAUACUGCGAUAUUGAUAACCAUUUCAAAGAUCUGCGAAUUGUCUUCGAUAUCACCUUUUGUGGUGACUGGGCCGGCAACGUCUGGUCCUCCGGUUCUUGCGCCUCCCAAGCUCCAACUUGCAAUCUAUUUGUUCAGAAUAACCCCGCUGCCUUCAAAGAGGUAUUUUGGAGAGUAAAUUCUUUGAAAGUUUAUCAAGAUAACGCACGCCCACCACUUGGCUCCCCCUCUGCCCCUCCCGGAUAUAGCUCUGUUCAUCGCGCUAUCGGCGAGUCAGUCUCUCGCAAAGACGCAACACCAUUUACUCGGCCUGGACCCCGCCAUUUCCGGCAUGGGCAUAAAGGCCGGGAGCGAGCCUAG